CGCUAUCCAAGCUCCUGAAAUCGCGACACUCUCAAAUAUGAAUUCACAAAGUACGGAAAAUGUUGGCUACAGUUUGCACGAUCGCAGUCUCGGGUCCGACCCACACGUUUCAAAUCUAAAACAGAAUGUCAUCAUUAUCACUUUAGUUCACUUCUUUGGCUAAGUGAUUCAGAUUUGGGCGACAUGGCGGGUGGCAAACCCUUUCCUAUACUGACGCGCUGUUUUGGUGGCGAUGCUUUGCACUGGAAGUGUCCUGCAUCUUUCAUCUGUUCAGUCUAAUCGUUCUGUAACCUGCAAACAUCUGAGAUCUUUCCAUGGAUAGAUCCACAGUAGCCCAAAAGGUGGAGAGUGUGGAGCGUAAUGUAUCAUUCUUGCAGCAGGAACACAGGAUCCUCCUGACUGGUCUACGCUUGGAGAUACGCAGCUUGAAGAAACGAUGCAAUGAGCUGAGUUGUGAUCUGAGUGAAAAGCCACCAUUAAGAAGCAGAGAAGAUGUUGAGCUAGAGGAAGAGUUGCUGCAGGCACGAUUAUUGGAGACAGAGCAGCAUCUGGCAGAGCAAGACAGUGCACUGGUGGAGCUGCGGGCAGAGUUACGGAAAAAGGGGGCACUAGCGAGUGCACUUCAGGUUCGUCUUAGAGAUGAGGAGCGGCGGUUCCUGGAAGAACUGAAGCGCCGCAGUCAUAAGAUUACAACACUCAGUCGUGACCUCCGCAAGCAGACUGAUGUGGCUGCUCAACUUUCCUUCCAACUGCAUUCUGCACACUUUCAUCUCUACCACCAGACAGAGGACCAUGAAGAAGAGGAGGAAAAAGAGGAGGAGGAGGAAGAAGGAGCCAUGCAGGAAUCAGAUUGGACAGCAAACUCCCCAUGGGCAUCUCCAGUAGCAGCGGAAAGCACACAACAAAGCCGUGCUUCAGGAAGAAUGAGGCGAUCGGAGAGAGUGAGAGAAUGUGUGCCCCGUGAAAGGGUGCUUGGACCUGAGGAGCCUCGCCCCAUGCCUGACCCCACCCUCUUCCUUUACCCUUUUAGACAUAGGCUCCUCCCUUUGCAUAAGUCACUUGGAGGCCGCUGGCGGGAAGGUGGCCUUUCAGAGACUCGGAUAGGUAGAUUCAGGGACCGACCCCUGAGGGAGGAUAUUGGACCAGAGACUACGGAAUUAUGAGCUAAUGUCAAGGCUGGCUGUUUUGGAAAAUUUUGCAUACAAAAGACAGAUUAGCCACAUAUUCAUUUUGUAGUCUGUAAUGAGUCCAUUCUGAAAUGUUGAAUAGGGGCUUUGUGAUAACCCAGUUCUGUGAAGGGGGAUUCAUGCUAUUGCACUGAAUCUCUCCUUCAUUAAGUCUAAACAAGUAACUAUGCUUAAAAUCAAAGGCAGACACUUCGUGAAGUAAGGGAGUAUAAGCAUUCUUAAAUAUUUAAUAAAAGAGUACCUGAUAUUUUAUGUAUCACGUCCCUUUUCAAAAUUAAUCUAUGUUGUUGAAUCCAUUAUGCUCUAUAAAGAAGAGAAUUCACUUGCCAUUGAUUGAUUAUUUGUGUCAAUAAAGUAAAUUAUUGUGAUCUCAUUAGAUACACUCUGAUUGACAAGGGAGGGCAGGUGGGGUAAACAGGUUUAUCAUAUUGCUUUUUUGUUUUCUCUGUAGCUGACAGUAAAGAGCUAUAUGUUGAACUGAAGAUGGGGAUAUUAAGUGUAAUUCUUCAAAUUUGGUUUAUUUUUUCCAUAAUGUUGUAGGGAAAUACACUUUUAAUUGUAUUUAAAUAAACGUUCUUAAAAUCGAAUUGAAAAUAUCUAUAAUAUUGGCAUAUCAUACAGCAUUAAUAUUGUACGAUUAUGUUUGCCUAUAUUAUCGAGCUAAGCAUCCAAAGUGUGCAAACAAAGUUCUUUGAAGUCUUUAUUUUGAUUCGUAUAAGUAAAAAUUGAUUCUUCAAAAUUAUAAUAUUACUUAUUCUGGUAACACUUAACAAUCAGGUUCCAUUCUGUACAGUCAGUCAGUUGCUAUUGCAAAACCCUGACAAGACAGGGUCUUGUCUCACCCUGAAAGGGUUUAUUUUACUAUAAGAACCGGCUGACUGUACAUAAUCCUGUUUAUUACACAGCUACUAACCUAAUAAAUAAAUACAUAGACAUAAAAUAUUGAUUUGCAUUGAAAUUAUGUAAGAAAAAAAUAAAUCGCUGAACCGCUGAAAUCCACCUCCGGUUUGCGUCGAAGUUCUGUUGGUGUUUAUUUAUUCUGAUUGCUCAUUAUACAUCUUAUUACAAGACUACAUGCCAAAUAAAUAAAUGCAUAUGAAAUA
Myxocyprinus asiaticus (Chinese sucker) is the source of this 2290-nucleotide messenger RNA. It is a transcript of the gene ccdc92bb, whose product is annotated as coiled-coil domain containing 92Bb. The record is from RefSeq and is a predicted model, not a curated record. The transcript has 5 exons. Lineage: Eukaryota; Metazoa; Chordata; Actinopteri; Cypriniformes; Catostomidae. Bases 315 to 1163 code for a protein of 282 amino acids.